AUGGCGGCCUCCCAGCUUGCAGCACUGGAAGGAGCGGAGUCAGGGGCCGAGGGGCUGCCCCUGGCGGAGACCAGCCCUGGCUUCCUGUAUUCCGAGGGCCAGCGGCUGGCGCUCGAGGCUCUGCUGAGUAGCGGUGCAGAGGCGUUCGAGGCCUUCGUGCAGCAGGAGAGGCUGCGGCCCUUCCUGAGUGGGGAUGAGCUCCAGGGCCUGGUCGCGGCGGCUGAGGACUGGACAGCAGCCAAGCAGGAGCCCAGCAGAGCAGAAAGAGCCACCGUCACCAGUGGGGACUCUGGCAGCCUGACCUACUGGCCUGGACAGUCGGAGGAGCCAGUGCCCGUGCUGCGGCUGGGCUGGCCGGAGGACUCGGGCUGGAAGGGCAUCACCCGGGCGCAGCUAUACACCCAGCCGCCUAGUGAGGGCCAUCCGCCCCUCAAGGAGCUGAUGCACCAGGAAAUCCAGGCCGCCUGCAAGCUGGUGGCCAUCGUCAUGGACAUAUUCACUGACCCGGACCUGCUUCUGGACCUGGUGGACGCUGCCACACGUCGCUGGGUGCCCGUGUACCUGCUCCUGGAUGGCCAGCAGUUGCCUGCCUUCCUGACGCUGGCCCAACGGCUGGGGGUGAACCCCUGGGCCACUGAGAACCUGGACAUCCGCGUCGUGAGGGGCUGCACCUUCCAGAGCCGCUGGCGAUGGCAGGUGACCGGCCGGAUGCAGGAGAAGUUUGUGCUGCUGGAUGGUGACAGGGUCAUCUCGGGAUCCUACAGCUUCACGUGGAGUGACUCACGCCUGCACCGUGGCCUGGUGACCCUGCUGACCGGCGAGAUCGCCGAUGCCUUCAGCCGCGAGUUCCGGACGCUGUACGCGGCCUCCUGGCCGCUCCCCCCUGCGCCCACCCCAGGCCCCUUCGUCAGCAGCCAGGGGGUGCCGCAGCUGGCCCGCAGCCCGCACAGCGUGGCCCACCGCCACUCCGUGGCUCCCGUGUCACCGCCGCUGCCUGACGUGUCACCGCUGGCCCAGCGCCUGGCCACCUGCCGCGUCUUCGACAGAGACAGGAAGGAGACCCAGGCCAUCCCAGGACCUGCACUUAGUGACAUCCUGAGGAGCAUCCAACGCGCCCGGACCCCCAGUGGCCCUCCGGCUCGGCCCAGCCGAUCCCUAUGGGACCUGAGCCGCCUGUCCCAACUGUCGGACUCCAGUGACGGUGACAACGAGCUCAAGAAGUCCUGGGACUCCAAGGACACCCCAGCCAAGGCCCUGAUGCGGCAGCGGGGCACUGGGGGCACCCCCAGGGGCGAGGCGGACUCCCGCCCGCUGGCCGGGCUCCAGCCCUGGGGCAGCCCCCUGCCCCUCGGCCCUUCCCGCCGCUUUCGCUACCUGUCCCCAACGCGAAGAAGGUUUGGUGAUGCUGCACCCAAACCCCUGGGGCCCAGAGGUGGUCGGCAGCCAGACUGGGCCACCCAGGCAGGACUCAGGGGGCGACCCUGA
This is a messenger RNA of Molossus molossus (Pallas's mastiff bat), 1485 nucleotides long. RefSeq names its product family with sequence similarity 83 member E (gene SACK1E). The transcript has 5 exons. NCBI's taxonomy places the organism in Eukaryota, Metazoa, Chordata, Mammalia, Chiroptera, Molossidae. The record is from RefSeq and is a predicted model, not a curated record. The coding region runs from base 1 to 1485 and encodes 494 amino acids.